Drosophila bipectinata is the source of this 1122-nucleotide messenger RNA. It is a transcript of the gene Clp, whose product is annotated as Cleavage and polyadenylation specificity factor subunit 4. Gene Ontology annotation, molecular function: zinc ion binding; RNA binding. The record is from RefSeq and is a predicted model, not a curated record. NCBI's taxonomy places the organism in Eukaryota, Metazoa, Arthropoda, Insecta, Diptera, Drosophilidae.
AUCUCUAGUUGAAAAAAGAAAAACAACACGCGCAAAAAAGAGAAUCACUUUCCCGCACCAUCUAGCAGAUCUCAAAAAUGGACAUCCUCCUGGCCAACGUAAAUGGCCUGCAGUUCAAGGCGGAGCGGGACCUGAUCGAGCAGGUGGGCGCCAUCCCGCUGCCCUUCUAUGGUAUGGACAAGUCCAUCGCGGCAGUCUGCAAUUUCAUCAGCUCCACCUCGAGGAACGGACAGGAGUGCGACAAGGGCAGCGCCUGUCCCUUCCGACACAUCCGUGGCGACAGGACCAUCGUGUGCAAGCACUGGCUGAGAGGCCUCUGCAAGAAGGGCGACCAGUGCGAGUUCCUGCACGAAUACGACAUGACCAAGAUGCCGGAGUGCUACUUCUACUCCCGCUUCAACGCCUGCCACAACAAGGAGUGCCCCUUCCUGCACAUUGAUCCCCAGUCGAAGGUGAAGGACUGUCCGUGGUACAAGCGAGGAUUCUGCCGCCACGGCCCGCACUGCCGCCACCAGCAUCUGCGACGGGUGCUCUGCAUGAACUACCUGGCAGGAUUCUGCCCGGAGGGACCCUCCUGCAAGCACAUGCACCCGCGCUUCGAGCUGCCGCCGCUGGCCGAGCUUAGCAAGGACCAGCUGCACAAGAAGUUGCCAACGUGUCACUACUGCGGUGAGCUUGGACACAAGGCCAACUCGUGCAAGCAGUACGUGGGCAGUCUGGAGCACCGCAACAACAUUAACGCCAUGGACCACUCUGGGCACUCCUCGCACUCGGACAACAACGACGAGGGCUCCUCCGGUCACCACAACCAGCACAACCAGCCGCCGCCUUUCGUCAAAGUACCGACUCCACUGGAGGAGAUCACCUGCUACAAGUGUGGGCACAAGGGUCACUACGCCAACAAGUGUCCCAAGGGCCACCUGGCCUUCCUCUCCAACCAGCAUAGUCAUAAGUAGCACCCACCUAGCUAGCGUAAGAGUUGAGGAUAUCAUUCAUGUUUCCAUUUUUUAAUCCUUAAACUGUUAAGAAACUUUUUAGGAAAGAAGUCUCUUUAAGAUACCGAUGAAUACCUAAGUAAUCAGCGAAAUAAAUACUUUAUAUAAAAAUGUUUGAAAUUAAAAA